AUGUAUUACCUUAUUAGGCAUCGAACCCUACGGUGCGAGAGACUAUAUCAGCGCGGUGGUUGCAGGAUCUACUACUACUACUAUUACUACUACUGCCACUACUACUACUACUACUACUACUACCACUACUACUACUACUGCUACUGCUGCUACUACUACUACUGCUGCCACUACUACUACUACUACUACUACUACUACUACUACUACUACUACUACUACUACUACUACUGCGAGACCGGAGAGCCGUUAGCAUACAAACCACCGGCUAUUCAUUCCAAACUCUCGCGUGCUUGA
Echinostoma caproni is the source of this 294-nucleotide messenger RNA. The record is from the annotation of a GenBank genome assembly. NCBI's taxonomy places the organism in Eukaryota, Metazoa, Platyhelminthes, Trematoda, Plagiorchiida, Echinostomatidae.